This is a messenger RNA of Cylindrotheca closterium, 1755 nucleotides long. NCBI's taxonomy places the organism in Eukaryota, Bacillariophyta, Bacillariophyceae, Bacillariales, Bacillariaceae. The record is from the annotation of a GenBank genome assembly.
AUGGAAUACGCCAGUGACGAUGGUGAUGAUAUCUCAAAAGAUAGUGCGGAAGAAUUGCUGAAGGAUGGCAACGAAAAUGGCGCCGAGCAUUCCACAAUAUUCCGUCUACAAACUGAUUCCGACGCAAUUCCAUCAGGUCCAAACGAGACAUACAUAAGCCUCAUCAUACACGAACCCGUAACAAGAAUCCCUUUUGACGCCUUUCGAUCUUGGUCUCGAUUGGAAUCCGUUGUCAUUUCAUCGCUGGUGAUGGAUGUUGGUAUGUCAGCCUUUGCCGAAUGUAACUGCCUGAAGGAGGUGGAGAUGAUGUCCUGUACAAUGGUUCGGAUCGGAGCAUCCGCCUUUGACGGUUGCCCCAGCCUGCAAACGGUUAGGUUUUACGAAACAUGCUCCCUGGUGGAACUACGAGACCGUACCUUUAAAAAUUGCACCGCCUUGAAGGAGUUGCAGUUGCCAGCUGGCCUCAAAACGAUUAUGGAUCACUGCUUUCUAAAUUGCACGAGUUUAGGCCAAAUGGACUUGCCGAAAGGUUUGGUCGAGCUGGGGGGCAGUUCCUUUAUGGGCUGCACGACUUUAAAGGGCAUUGAUAUUCCUGGAUCUGUCGUUCGGAUUUGCGAGUUGACCUUUUGCGGGUGUUGCAGCCUCAAGUCCGUUAAUCUGCAGGAAGGACUCCUGUCGAUCUCGAGUUCUGCGUUUUCCUUCUGCCUUGCAUUGGAGAGCGUUCAAUUUCCGAGCACUCUGUUUUCGAUUGGAUCCAACAGCUUUGCUUCCUGUACCAGUCUUGUGAUGAUCGAAUUGCCGAUUUACCUCAGACGGAUUGAUGAUCGGGUAUUCUCGGCUUGCUCCAACCUGAAACGAGUUUGGGCUCCACCAUUUUUGGAGUCUAUUGGCCAUCGUGCCUUUCAAUCCUGUUCCAUUCUUGUUUCAAUCGAGAUACGUCAAGAUGGAAAUCUUUCGUCCAUACGUACCAGUGCGAUGGAAGGAUGCACCAAUCUUCGGAACAUAGCAUUGCCCCCGACAGCAAAUCCAAGUGAAUUGACGUUUUCUCAUUGCCACGAAAUGAUUAAGCGUACAAAAAACAUGGAUUUAUUGGAGGCACUGCAGAAUCGAUUUGAAGGACUUACAGUACAUGACAUUUGCUAUCAUGGUGGCAAGGACCUAACAGUCGCUCGAUUAGAGGAUGCUCUUAACGCCGAUUCCAAUGAAAGCUUCUUACGCCGUGACAAGCUUGGUUUGAAUCUACUGCAAAUCUUGCUCUUAUCCUUCAAUCCAAAGAGAGGAAUAUUGAUCUUCUUGGCCAGGAAGUAUCCAAGCUUCGUGAUUCCCGACUCAUUUGGCAUUCGACUGACGAUCGAUGCUGCGGUCCAAAGGGUAAUUGACGAUUUGUGCUACUUGGAUUCAUUGUCCACGAUGCAAGACAUUCUGGAUGUAUCACUCUAUCAUAGAGUCAAAAUGUUGGGAGCGCAGACCUGGAAAAACACCAUCUACAAUCUUGUUGGUUCUCUGUCGAUUGCACAUGAUUUUUGGACGCGGAAGGAUGGUAUUCUUCGAAUCCUGUCCAAGUUGGAAAGUUACGAACGUCUGGAAACGACAUCAUUGUUGGAGCUCGCGGUAUGGAAGUCAGCCUUGGUGCUAGGUUGGAAGGAUCCAAAGAAGCUUACAACACGAGAACGGAAUGGCAUUCGCGUCACCAAUGGAUCCAACGUGAUUAUUCCUCAAGUGGCACGUUUUUUCUGGGACGUGGAUGUUGAUUAG